This is a messenger RNA of Delphinapterus leucas (beluga whale), 3058 nucleotides long. RefSeq names its product crystallin lambda 1 (gene CRYL1). Gene Ontology annotation, molecular function: L-gulonate 3-dehydrogenase activity; NAD+ binding. NCBI's taxonomy places the organism in Eukaryota, Metazoa, Chordata, Mammalia, Artiodactyla, Monodontidae. Gene Ontology annotation, biological process: fatty acid metabolic process. The record is from RefSeq and is a predicted model, not a curated record.
GGGCCAGGCUCCCGGGCCCUGUCGCGGCUCUGGGGCGGGCGGAGCCAGUGUCCGGGUGGCGCGCGCUGCAGCUGUGGGCUUGGGCACCGCGCGGGCUAUGGCGUCCCCAGCGUCCUCGGCGCCCGGCGGGGUGGCAGUAGUCGGCAGUGGCCUCAUCGGGCGAAGCUGGGCAAUGCUGUUCGCCAGUGCAGGCUUCAAGGUGAAACUGUACGACAUUGAGCAACGGCAGGUAACAUACGCCCUGGACAGCAUCAGAAAAGAGAUGAAGUUGCUGGAGCAGUCGGGCUCCCUGAAAGGCUCGCGGGGCGCCGAGGAGCAGCUGUCACUCAUCAGCAGUUGUUCCGACAUCCGGGAGGCGGUAGAGGGCGCCCUGCACGUCCAGGAAUGUGUUCCAGAAAACCUAGAGCUGAAGAAGCAGCUUUUUGCUCAGCUGGAUGGAAUCGUUGGUGACCAAGUUGUCCUGAGCAGCUCCAGCUCCUGCCUCCUGCCCACCAGGCUGUUCUCUGGCUUGGUGCACGUGAAGCAGUGCCUUGUGGCGCAUCCCGUAAAUCCACCCUACUACGUCCCGUUGGUGGAGCUGGUCCCACACCCAGAGACGGCCCCUGCGACGGUGGACAGAACCUACGCCCUGAUGCGGAAGAUCGGACAGUCCCCGGUCAGACUCACGAAGGAGGUGGACGGCUUCGCUCUGAAUCGUCUCCAGUAUGCCAUCAUCAGCGAGGCCUGGAGGCUCGUGGAGGAAGGAGUAGUGUCCCCGGGCGACCUUGACCUCGUCAUGUCGGACGGCCUGGGCAUGCGGUACGCGUUCAUUGGGCCCCUGGAGACCAUGCACCUCAACGCCGAAGAAACAGUGUCGUGCAGGAGAUGGCGGCCAGUCCGUCAUUCACAGGGAGGGGCUGAGGGGAAAGUCCACGCGGGCUCCACGCACCUCCCUGUGGCAAGAACUGGGGGGCGGGGGCGAGAUGCUGCCGACACCGCCAAGGACCCUCCAGCCUGAGGAAGGCAGAGCUGAGUGUUUCCUGAGAACGAUGGUGAAGUGCUUUACAGAGGCAAGAAGAAGAAAUAGGAUUGGGGACAUGACCACCGGAACCUCGACUGCAUACACCUUCAGCCCAAAUAGAAGCAGCUUCUGGGCGUGUUUGCUGAGCAUGGGUCUCCUUCUAGAAGGCGGGGGACGCCUGAGGGAGGGGCUUCUGCGGCUGCCCCAGAAGCCGACCUCCAGGGGCUGGGGGAGUAGGUGAGAGCCAGUGAGCUGGUGACACUGAAAGAAAAAUAACUUGAGAAGGGGAGACUCUCCCAAGAAUGAAACUUUCAGCCAGACUUUAAUCAACUGAAAAAAAGGACGUCAUUUGAAAAAGAAGCAAUAAAACCUACAACAAAUUAAGACAAAAUAAAUCAAAAAAAGCUAUGCAUAGAAAUCUGGGAAAAUGUCACCUAAAUGUUAUUACUGCUGCUGUCUCUUGGUGCUGAAAUGAUAAGUAACUUAUUAUCCUUGUGCUUUUUUAUGUUGUCAUAAAUUUGUACAAUUCUUGUGUAUUGUUUUAAGCAUUAGGUUAUUAACUUGUGAAACUUGAGUACAAAUAGAAAACAAAUGUUGUGUUCAGCUCCAUGGUCUACAUUUAACGAACGUGUUGAGAAACUGGGGCAUAUCCAGAAGAAGGUGACGGGAGUAGUAUGUGUCUGUCUGUCUGUCUGUCUCUCUGUGUCUUUUGUGGGGCUGGAGCUAGAACAGAAGACCGGAAACGGCUGGAGGAACUUUCUAAAACCUGGAGCUGAUGUGCGGAGAGGCCCUGCUGUGAGAGGGGAGCUGGGGGCUGGAGGCUGGUGCCCACCUGCCAGACGCUUGGGUUGAGAGGAGACUCCUGCAGUGAGGUCGGGGGGUGGGGGGCCGGAGCAGGUGACCCCUGGGAGUCUGUUGGACGUAGAUUUUAGAGUUCCACGGUGUUUUCCUGUUAGUUCAGUCACUUCUCACCACGGUAAUUGGUGGAAUAUAGUUUCCAGUGAGUGAGUCAAGCAGUUUCCUAGAUGCGUUGGUGCCCGGCUGCACACGUGUGCGCCCAGAAGCAGUUCAGUACGGGAUGGUUCUCCCCGGGGCGGAGCAGGGAGAGGGGCAGCGCUGAGCACAGGGCUGCGCAGAGAGCAGCGAGCAGGGGUUCCCACGAUCGCUCAUUAAAAUGAAGCCUUGGAAAAUUUCAAAUGUUUUUUUCAACCAGAGCCUUAAAAGUGAGGAACAUAUUUAAGCAUUUGAAGGGAACGUAGACACUGCCUGGUAACCGUCAUGUUUUUCUUUUUCUUUCUACCUUUUUUUUUUUUCUUGAGAAAAAUAAGAUAAUUCAGGUAUCACAAGAAAUCUAUAGGGAGGACUGAGAACAGCUUUAACUCUCAAACAAAUAGAAACUAGAAGCCGAUGAAACCAGAAACUCAAGAAUCAAAUAGUGUGCAGACAGGAAGGAGGCCCACAGCAAUUUUUCAAACAAAGCAGAAAUGAUAAGAAAACCUAAUUGGCUUAAAAUGAUAGUGGUGGACGGAUGUAGUUUUCAACUUCAGAGCAUUCCAAAGACCAGAGUUAGACAGUUUUGAGAUCUGGCUUGGCAUCAAUGGAAAUGUUCGUUAUUCCUCACAGUGUCACCAGAAUAUAUCAAGAAUUCUUCCUUUUGGAUAUAGUUUUAUAUAAAGCCGACAUCUCAGGUUAAGGCUAGUUAUUAGUCUUUAAAAGCUACAGUUUAUCUGGAAGUGGUAGGGGUAUUUUAGGAUCUGUUUUUAAUCUAAUAAGAUAGCACCUGAGAAACAGGAGGCCAGCACGCCUACUCCGUUUGGCUACUUUUUAAGGCAGCGCCGGCUCUCAGAGUGGCGGGUCUGGCUGGUGGAGCCAGCCAGCGCCCCGCUGACCUGCAAGCUAGAUGACCUUGGCAGGUCAGUUCACUGCACCUCAGUUUCCCCACCUGUAAAAGGGGUAUAGCAGCAGUGACCCCCCCCCACAGGGGUGGCAUGAGAAUACAUGGUGUGGAGACACUGGGCUCAAGUUAGAAACCAGUGCAAUGAGCUAAAUCUAAUUUCA